GAGCGGGGCGGACAGGGGGCGGAGCCCGAGGCCGAGCUGGGGCUGGAGGCGACGGGCGGCGGUCGCACUCGGACUUGGGAAUCCUGCUCGCUGCCCGCGUUUCGCCGGUGAGAGUAUAUGUGAGACAAGGAGGAAGUGGAACUCUGUACUAACCUGCACCCGGUCUGAGGCCCCCUGUACUGUACACUUUCCAGCAUCACGUCCGCCCUGCAGACGGUCAUUCAGAGAUGCUGAACCUCCACUGUGCCGACACACUGUGCAGUGUUUCGGCCUGUGUCUGCCGGGGUCUCUCCCACGAGCCCAGGGACAGAACUGCCCCUUGUGUCUGGGAGCCUGGAAAGCUUGUGCAAUGAAUGGUGACACUCAGGCCGCAGUGGUGACCUCACCGCCCCCGACCACAGCCCCUCACAAAGAGAGGUACUUCGACAGGGUGGGUGAGAACAACCCGGAAUACCUGCGAGAGAGGAACAUGGCACCUGACCUUCGCCAGGACUUCAACAUGAUGGAGCAGAAAAAGAGGGUGUCCAUGAUUCUGCAGAGUCCCGCUUUCUGCGAGGAGUUGGAGUCAAUGAUACAGGAACAAUUUCAGAAGGGGAAGAAUCCCACUGGCCUGCUGGCCUUGCAGCAGAUUGCCGAUUUUAUGACCACAACUGUUCCCAACGUCUACCCGGCGGCCCCGCAAGGAGGGCUGGCCGCCUUGAACAUGAGUCUUGGCAUGGUGACUCCUGUGAAUGACCUGAGAGGAUCCGAUUCGAUUGCCUAUGACAAAGGGGAGAAGUUGCUGCGCUGUAAACUGGCGGCACUUUAUAGACUAGCAGAUCUGUUUGGGUGGUCUCAGCUCAUCUACAACCACAUCACAACCAGAGUGAGUUCGGAGCAAGAACAUUUCCUCAUUGUACCUUUUGGGCUGCUCUUCAGUGAAGUGACUGCGUCCAGCUUGGUGAAAAUAAACCUACAAGGAGAUAUCGUAGACCGUGGGAGCACUAAUCUAGGAGUAAAUCAAGCUGGCUUCACAUUACACUCUGCGAUUUAUGCUGCGCGCCCGGACGUGAGGUGUGUGGUCCACAUUCACACACCGGCAGGGGCCGCGGUCUCGGCGAUGAAAUGCGGCCUUCUGCCCAUCUCCCCAGAGGCCCUGGCCCUCGGAGAAGUGGGUUAUCAUGACUACCACGGGAUUUUGGUGGAUGAAGAGGAAAAGGUUUUAAUUCAGAAAAACUUGGGGCCUAAGAGCAAGGUUCUCAUUCUCCGGAACCACGGGCUGGUGUCGGUCGGAGAGAGCGUGGAGGAGGCCUUCUUCUACAUCCACAACCUCGUGGUCGCGUGCGAGAUCCAGGUUCGAACUCUGGCCAGUGCAGGAGGGCCAGACAACCUCGUGUUGCUGGAUCCUGGGAAGUACAAAGCCAAGUCCCGCUCCCCGGAGUCCCCAGCAGGGGAAAGCACCGGGGCCCCUCCUCAGUGGCUGGUCGGUGAGCAGGAGUUUGAAGCCCUCAUGCGGAUGCUUGAUAACCUGGGUUACAGAACUGGCUACCCUUACCGAUACCCGGCCCUGAGAGAGAAGUCCAAGAGACACGGCGACGUGGAGGCUCCUGCCACCGUCACAGGUCACCCCUUUGCUAGUGACGGGGAUUCGGGCACUUGCUCUCCUCUCAGACACAGUUUUCAGAAGCAGCAACGAGAGAAGACCAGGUGGCUGAACUCUGGCCGGGGGGACGAUGCCUCUGAGGAAGGGCAGAAUGGAAGCAGCCCCAAGUCGAAGACUAAGGUGUGGACGAACAUUACACACGAUCACGUGAAACCUUUGCUGCAGUCUCUCUCGUCCGGUGUCUGCGUGCCAAGCUGUAUUACCAACUGCUUGUGGACUAAAGAGGAUGGACAUAGAACUUCCACCUCUGCCGUCCCUAACCUGUUUGUUCCGUUGAACACAAACCCGAAAGAGGUCCAGGAGAUGAGGAACAAGAUCCGAGAGCAGAACCUACAGGACAUUAAGACGGCCGGCCCCCAGUCCCAGGUUUUGUCUGGUGUAAUGAUGGACAGGAGCCUCAUCCAGGACGCACCCCUGUCCGACUGCACGGAGACAAUCGAAGGGCUCGAGCUCACAGAGCAGACCUUUAGUCCAGCUAAAUGUCUCUCUUUUAGAAAGGGGGAGCUGGUGACGGCCUCCAAGGCCAUCAUUGAAAAGGAGUACCAGCCCCACGUCAUCGUGAGCACCACGGGCCCCAACCCCUUCACCACGCUCACCGACCAGGAGCUGGAGGAGUACCGCAGGGAGGUGGAGCGCAAGCACAAGGGCCCCUCAGAGAGUGUGGACGAGACCACAGAGCAGAGAGGUGGCAGUCCUCCAGAGUGCCCUGCCGCCUCCAGCACCCCUGUCAAGCUGGACGAAGACCUGCCUCGGGACCCUGCUGUAGGAGACGACGGCGAUGUCGCCACCUCUAAGCCGACUCUCCCUGACCUGUCCCCCGAUGAGCCUUCAGAAGUGCUUGGCUUCCCCACACUGGACGAGGAGGAGGAAGAGGGGCUUGGCGAAGCCCAAGGCCCUCGCAGCCCCGCCAGGUCCUCCACCGUGGCCAGCCCCGAGCCAGCCCCAGCCCCAGCCCCAGCCCCGGGGGCUGAGGAGGCCUCCUCCCCCACCACUGAGGAGGGUGCUGCCGCAGACCCAGGCAGUGAUGGGUCUCCAGGCAAGUCCCCCUCCAAAAAGAAGAAGAAGUUCCGCACCCCCUCCUUCCUGAAGAAGAGCAAGAAGAGGAGCGACUGCUGAAGGCCCGUCCUGUCCAAACCCGCUGUGUCUUGUAUUGUCUUCCUGGGUAAUGGAAUGCUGAACCCAUCCCCUGUGUAGCUAGAGACCACCCCCCCCCCCAGUCCCUCGCAGACCGGUGCUAACCUCCUGUGCUCCAAGAGGCCUCCCCUGGGCCGGGGCUAGAGCCUCGGGUCUAGGGAGGCUUGGUCCCUGUGUCCACCUCUGCGCCCGUCUGUCUGCUCCUCAAGUCGUGCCCCUGCAGCUCGGCCUUGACCUCUUGCUCUCCUUCUGUUGUGAAGUGAGCACGCUCCGUCCCUGCUAGGCUCCCCUUCACUCCAAGGUCUCAGGUGACUGGCUCAGACUUUCCUGCUGGUGUUACCUGCUUGGUGACCUCACUUUGCUCACGUACACACAGCCUUGGUGAGAACUCCCCUGUGCUUGCCAGUGGCCCAGGGCAGUGGCGGUCUCAGAGAGGCCGGCGGGCUCAGCUGGACACCCAGCAGCAGACGGGCCUGUGUGCGCCCAGCGCAGCCUGUGCGCGGCCUGACCGCCCCCCCGGCCAGAAUCAGAUUCAGGGCCCUGUCUUACUGGGGUCUCUUGAUUCCUGUCGCAGGGAGGGUAUAUCAGUCGGGGAAGAGUCCUUUCUAAAAUUUUCUUUCAGCAUGUGCAGUUCAUCUCACAUUGCUAGCUGUGAACACAAAUGGUGACUUUCUGUGUUACUUUCUCUUUACCUGUCAGGGAGGUUUGGGGACAGAGGGGGUCUGCUCUUAACCUUGUCCUGAGACAGACCUGGUUUUGACCAAGGGCAGCUCAAGGCAGAGGUUGGCCCUGGUGGCCCUGCAGCCACUGAGCCCCCAUCACUCAUGGAGCCCUAACUGGCUCUUCUUCCGUGAACUUUCACUUCAACUCCAACCCCUGGAAAAGGGCGUAAAGCUCCUUCCUGGGAGCCAGCAGGGGUCUGCCUGGACUCCUUGAGGGGGCCCCUCCCGGGAGCUGCCUGGUGCCAGCCUGCCUGCCCCCUCUUGUCCCAGAGCCCUUGGGGAAGCACCAGAUGUGGGCUCAGUGCCACAGAUUCGACACCCCAGCAGGACCGAAGCCGGCCGCACAGCACUGCCCGCUGCUCUGAGCUUCCUGGCCAGCACCCGCUUCCCCACGUACCGACUGUCGCCCAGGUGCGGCCCCGCUCCCUGCACCGCCCUGUCCUUGAGUCGGCCACAGGCUCUUCCUCGGGCCCUCCCUUCAUCCCACACGUGCCCGGCGUCCAUUUCCCUUUGUAGUUUAUUUUGACUUUGUAUCACAACAUGGGGUUUAGUCGCACACAGACACAGGCCGUGUCCUUUCUUCGUUGGGCCGCAUCUCACUCACAAAUAAAGUUCUUUAACCUGUA
Artibeus jamaicensis (Jamaican fruit-eating bat) is the source of this 4124-nucleotide messenger RNA. RefSeq names its product adducin 1 (gene ADD1). Gene Ontology annotation, molecular function: actin filament binding. Gene Ontology annotation, biological process: barbed-end actin filament capping; positive regulation of adherens junction organization; positive regulation of establishment of endothelial barrier. The transcript has 18 exons. The record is from RefSeq and is a predicted model, not a curated record. The coding region runs from base 350 to 2758 and encodes 802 amino acids. Gene Ontology annotation, cellular component: focal adhesion; plasma membrane; cytoskeleton. Lineage: Eukaryota; Metazoa; Chordata; Mammalia; Chiroptera; Phyllostomidae.